AUGUCUGCUCAUCCCUUGUCAGCCGCUGCUCUUUUCAACUUGAAAGGAUGGGUCGCAGUUGUUACUGGAGGAAGCACUGGUCUCGGUCUGGUCGCAGCACGCGCGUUGGCUGCAAACUGUGCCAAGGUCUACAUCACUGGGCGUCGUAGUGAUGUCCCAGAAAAAAGCGCUGCAAUUCAUGGAUCUCAAGAGGCCCUUGGGCCAAGCGGCGGUACUAUAAUCCCUCUUCAGAUGGAUGUUACCUCAAAGGAAAGCAUUGAGAAGGCUGUGCAGACUAUCCAGAAGGACAACGGUUAUGUCAAUGUACUGCUCAACAAUGCUGGCAUUGGCUCGGGCGUGCAGCAGCAGCAGCAUCUGAUGGAGCCGAAGUAUAUGGAUGUUGUUAACGAUUCGCAGUGUAGCAAGGCGGCCGUGAUUCAUUUGACGCGCAUGCUAGCUUGUGAGCUGAGCCAUGAGAAUAUCAAAAUCCGAGUAAAUGGGAUAUCGCCAGGGUACUUUCCAACCGAGCUUACAACAAACGCAUUAGAUUCUCAGAAUGAGAGUCCUUGGCCCCAGGAUGAAUUUGAGAAAGAAAUAAAACGCGUUGGUGCCAAAGCCAAUCGGCCAGGUACAGCCCAAAAAUUUGCUACAGUGAGCCCCACAUUCCAGCACGAUAAGUGA
Penicillium malachiteum is the source of this 660-nucleotide messenger RNA. RefSeq lists its product as uncharacterized. Lineage: Eukaryota; Fungi; Ascomycota; Eurotiomycetes; Eurotiales; Aspergillaceae. The record is from RefSeq and is a predicted model, not a curated record. Bases 1 to 660 code for a protein of 219 amino acids. The transcript has 5 exons.